Brassica napus (rape) is the source of this 1963-nucleotide messenger RNA. Its product is annotated as calcium-dependent protein kinase 12-like. Gene Ontology annotation, biological process: peptidyl-serine phosphorylation; protein autophosphorylation; intracellular signal transduction. The record is from RefSeq and is a predicted model, not a curated record. Bases 285 to 896 code for a protein of 203 amino acids. Gene Ontology annotation, molecular function: calcium/calmodulin-dependent protein kinase activity; ATP binding; calcium-dependent protein serine/threonine kinase activity. Lineage: Eukaryota; Viridiplantae; Streptophyta; Magnoliopsida; Brassicales; Brassicaceae. Gene Ontology annotation, cellular component: cytoplasm; nucleus. The transcript has a single exon.
UAUUUACUUACCCGUAUUCAUUUAAUGUGAAAAGAAAAAAAACUCUAAAGGGAAGCUAAUUAACGGCACGUUUGCCCAAUAAAAGUUGUCUUGACUUCCCUUCAUUCGAUGCCUUAAGGAUUAACUCGGAGUUCUUAGAGUGGGGUUCUUAGCGGAAGUUAAGAAACAAUUUCUUAACUUCCGCUAAGAACCCCAUCUUAAGAACCCCGGAUUAAUCAUGCUCUAACAAGACAGUUUCUUUUCUCAUUAUUUUCUUCUUUAACAAAAAGUCAGACUCUCAAACUAUGGCCAGCGAAUCAAGAACCAGAUGGGUUCUCCCUUACAAGACCAAGAACUUGAAAGACGAUUACGUUCUUGGUCGUGUGCUCGGACAAGGACAGUUUGGAAUCACUUUCCUCUGUACUUAUAACGAGACGGGUCAAAAGCUUGCUUGCAAAUCUAUACCCAAAAGGAAGCUUCUUUGUCAGGAAGACUGCGAUGACGUUUUGAGGGAGAUCCAGAUAAUGCGUCACUUGUCUGAAUACCCCAAUGUUGUCCGGAUACAAAGCACGUACGAAGAUGCCAACGACGUGCACCUUGUGAUGGAGCUUUGCGAAGGUGGUGAGUUGUUUGAUAGAAUCGAGAAGAAAGGUCAUUAUAGUGAGAGAGAAGCAGCUAAGCUCAUCAAGACCAUUGUUGCGGUCGUGGAGGCUUGUCACUCUCUUGGUGUUAUGCAUAGAGAUCUUAAGCCUGAGAACUUUUUGUUCUCUUUUUCUUCUGAAGAUGCUUCGCUUAAAUCAACCGAUUUCGGCCUCUCUGUUUUCUGCGAACCAGGUCUCAUUUUGAUUCUUUCCACCUUUGACUUUUGCAUAUUCUUCUUCUUCUCUGGUUUGAGGGCCGGGCCUCUUGGCGUAUAAUAACAAACAUUUGAAUAGGGUCUCCACUUUGUGGCACUCCCAGUCUUUUUUUUGUGUUGUUAUAUAUAACAUGCAUAAAUGUUAAUAUAUGGUAAAUGUAAAACUAAUAAAUGAAUAAAAUAAUUAUAAAAAUAGAAACGAAUAUUAGUUUAGUUUUAUACAAUUAUGGGUGUUAAAAUAAAUAGACUAUAUCUUAAUUGUAAUUAAGCUUAUAAUUUAAACAAAAAAAGUUUAUAAUUUAAAUUUUCUUUUAAACUUUUUUUUACAAUAAUAGCUAUAUUAUUUUAAAUUAGUCACCAUUUCAGAAAUAUAAAUCAUUGGUAGAUAAUCAACAUGGUAUAUAUAUAAAAUUCUUUUAAAUAUAGUAUACAUUUAGAUUAAAUAUUUUAAAAAUAAAUAUUACAAUAAUUAAAAAAUUAAAAAAAUAUUAUUUUAAUUCGAUCCUAAAAUCUCAUGACUGGUUUUGCUUGGUUGGUCCAUGAGAUACUGUUUCAUUGAACCCUUGUUUGUGUGUGUUACGGGCACACAAAUCUUGGUUUCUGUCAGGUGCAACGUUUACACAGCUUGUUGGAAGUGCAUACUAUGUGGCACCUGAGGUUUUACAUAGGCAUUACGGCCGUGAAUGUGAUGUAUGGAGUGCUGGAGUUAUCCUCUACAUUCUAUUAUCUGGUUUUGCUCCUUUUGAUGCUGGUUAGAUUCUCCAGUGCCUCUCUUUCUUUUUCUUUGCAUUUCACUUUCCCAUCUCAUGUGUCCUAUUUUGUAUCCAGGAACUCAAUAUGGGAUCUUCAGAAAGAUUUUACAGGGUAAGCUGGACUUUGAGACCAGUCCUUGGCCUAGCAUUUCCGAGAAUGCCAAGGAUCUUAUAAAGAAAAUGCUUGAGAGCAAUCCAAAGAAAAGGCUAACUGCUCAUCAAGUCUUGUGUAAGCAGCUCUCACCUUUUUGAGAGCUUAGACCGUGAUGUAUAUAUUCUUGCUAUGUGUGUGAUUCAUGUUUUUGUUAGUUUGUCAGGUCACCUGUUGUAACAAUUGUGAGAAAUAACAGAUGCGGAAACAGAUGAAUAAAAACGA